AUGUCCACCAAAACCCCAAUCAACACAACAGAGGCACCAAAAGCCCUCCCCGGCAUCUACAACCAAGCCAUUGUCGCAAAUGGCUUGGUGUUCUGCUCUGGCGUGGUUGCACUUGACAGCGAUACCAUGAAGAUUAAGGAAGGUGAUGUGAAAGCCCACACUCAUGAUAUCAUCAAGAAUCUCUCUGUCAUCUUAGAAGCUGCUGGCACAACGAUUGAUAGAGCCGUUAAAGUGAACGUCUUCUUAUCUAACAUGGAAGACUUUGCUGCCAUGAAUGAGGUGUAUAUGCAGUAUUGGGGUGACGUUAAGCCCUGCAGGACUUGCGUGGCUGUAAAGACUUUACCGUAUAAUACGGACGUGGAGAUAGAGUGCACUGCUAUUCUGCCUUAA
Molecule: messenger RNA, 390 nt
Organism: Fusarium graminearum PH-1
Lineage: Eukaryota; Fungi; Ascomycota; Sordariomycetes; Hypocreales; Nectriaceae
Product: mmf1
Exons: 3
Coding region: 1-390 (129 amino acids)
Cellular component (GO): cytosol; mitochondrion
Molecular function (GO): deaminase activity
Source: RefSeq, a predicted model, not a curated record